This is a messenger RNA of Carcharodon carcharias (great white shark), 1386 nucleotides long. RefSeq names its product sulfotransferase family cytosolic 1B member 1-like. Lineage: Eukaryota; Metazoa; Chordata; Chondrichthyes; Lamniformes; Lamnidae. Gene Ontology annotation, biological process: sulfation. The record is from RefSeq and is a predicted model, not a curated record. Gene Ontology annotation, cellular component: cytoplasm. The transcript is spliced from 7 exons. Gene Ontology annotation, molecular function: sulfotransferase activity. The coding region runs from base 1 to 918 and encodes 305 amino acids.
AUGUCGAGCCGUGAUGGGACAGAAGAAAGCAGCACUGAGUGCGAGGUCAAGAGGCCCAAACUCGUGCCUUUGCGUGGUGUUCCAAUGCCGGAUAUCUUCCUAGAGAACUGGGAGGCUGUAGAGAGUUUCCAGGCCGAUCCCCAGGAUCUUCUGAUUGCCACCUACCCCAAAGCAGGAACAACCUGGGUGCAAGAGAUUGUGGAUUUCAUUCUCCAAGACGGGGACCCGGAGAGGUGUCGGCGAGCACCGAUACACAGCAGGAUCCCAUACCUGGAAUUCAACAUUCCGGGACACACCCCUUCAGGAACUGAACUACUCGCAAAGCUGCCAUCUCCCAAAGUGAUCAAAACCCACCUUCCCUUCCAGCUGUUACCCAGGUCCUUCUUGGACCAGAAAUGCAAGAUAAUCUAUUGUGCAAGGAAUGCAAAAGAUAACCUGGUCUCAUUCUUUUUCUUUGACUUAAUGAACAAAGUACAACCUGAGCCAGGGAGCUGGGAGGAAUAUUUCCACAAGUUCCUGCAGGGUAAUGUUUCGUACGGUCUGUGGCAUGACCAUGUGCUGGGCUGGUGGGUAAACAAAGACAAAUACCCCAUCCUCUACAUUUUCUACGAAGACAUCAAAGAGAAUCCAAAGCAGGAAAUUCUGAAGAUAAUGAGAUUCCUGGGGAAGGAGCUGCCCGACGCCAUUGUCGACAGGAUCGUCCACCACACGUCCUUCCAGUCGAUGAAGGCCAACCCCAUGAGCAAUUACUCCACCGUGCCGGCCAAUGUCUUUGACCGGACCAUGUCCACCUUCAUGAGGAAAGGUGUGGUGGGGGACUGGAAGAAUUACUUCACCGUGACUCAGGACGAGGCCUUCAACUCUGACUACGAGCAGAGGAUGCAGGGCUCCGACCUUCAAUUCCGCACAGAACUAUGAGGCAAGCAAUAAAUGUCAACGUGCACCGAGCCGAUGGAUCACCGACAGGGAAGGAGCCUGUUCGGCCCUUUGAGCCAGUGCCGGCCCUUUGAAAGAUUAAUCUCAUCAAACUGCAUCCAUGCCGAUUCCUCCUUGCUAUUUCUCCAAUUCCCCAUUUUGUGCCCUCUGAUUAAAUUGCUUCCACUGCCCUUUCAGGUAGCACCUUCUAGGUCACAACAGCUCACCGCUGAAAACAAAAAAUUCUCCUCCCGCUUCCACCAAAAUUUUGCCUCCCCGAAUCACCGACUCCCCCAGGAGAGGGGACCUGAUCUCCAAAACUGUGCAUGAAAGAGCGGAGCUGUCCCUCUGCGAAUCGCUCGGUCCAAUGUCCCGCCGGGUUUAAACGUCCGAUCUUCGGAGAGACAGAGGUUCAGUUGACCUGGACGAUGAUCUCCCUUUGCGUUCCCGCUGGCUAACUUUGUGAUUGAA